ACUCAAACGCGGUUUACUCUCCCUCGAAACUUUCCGUCGAUGGUUUAUGGCCAACGACGAGUAGUUGCAAAUGCACUCAAGAAUGUAACCGCCGUCUCCGUCGCCCACUUACCAAAAUUCCCACCUCCUGCAUCCACGCAAUCUCUCAAAGUGUCAAAUUUUGACGCAGAAACCUGGGGCGCUUUACAACCUCCUCCUCCCACCGCCCUCUCAGCAUUCAUCCAUCGUAUUGGCCUGGGCUCUGUUAUUACGAACACAGAUACCAUUCUACAGGCAUGCACUCAUCCCUCUGCUCAACACCUUGCAAGGCGACUGGAUCCAAAUAGCCCACCAUUACCUACCAAUGCUCAACUAAGCACGCUCGGAAACGCGCUUAUGGGACUGUUUGCCACAGAAUACGUCCAUGCAGCAUAUCCUCAUCUUCCCACUCGCGUCAUGAAAGCCGCGGUUACAGCCCAUGUUGGCCCUCUCACCUGUUCAAAUGUCGCCCAAGAAAUGGGAGCAGUUCCUCUGCUGAGAUGGCAUAGAGAGCAACCACAAACGGGCAACUACCAACCGCCGUUGCAGCGUUCAGACGCGCUUGCUUCCAUACCACGUUCCCUUGUUGCGCUUGUAUACCAACACCGGUCACUGCCAUCAGCACGACAGUUUGUACACUCGUACUUCCUCAGCAGAGAGGUCGACAUCCGAUCCAUGAUUAAAUUUGUGGACCCAAAAAAAGCGCUCAAAGAAAUGGUGGCCAAGUUCCAGCGCGAACCACCAAGGUCCAGGUUGUUGAAGGAGACGGGUCGUUUUUCGAAUUCACCCGUAUUUGUUGUUGGGAUCUAUUCUGGAGAAGACAAACUCGGUGAAGGAUUCGGUGCAUCGCUGAGAAUGGCUGAAUACCGGGCUGCUGAGGAUGCUCUAUUGAGCGUUUACCUAACCCGGACACCACCAGAGCUUAUCCAACUACCAACAUCGACAUUCCCACUCGGUCUUGGUGAUGUUUUCAGGGACGGACCAGAGGGCUCUUAUAAUGCGCCACAAUUAGAAGAGGGCGAAGUCAUGUAUGGCAGUGGUGGACGGAGUGGGGUCAGACAGAGAAUAUAA
Molecule: messenger RNA, 1089 nt
Organism: Mycena indigotica
Lineage: Eukaryota; Fungi; Basidiomycota; Agaricomycetes; Agaricales; Mycenaceae
Product: 60S ribosomal protein L3
Exons: 4
Coding region: 40-1089 (349 amino acids)
Biological process (GO): rRNA processing; primary miRNA processing; regulation of gene expression
Cellular component (GO): nucleus
Molecular function (GO): double-stranded RNA binding; ribonuclease III activity
Source: RefSeq, a predicted model, not a curated record